Spodoptera litura is the source of this 1984-nucleotide messenger RNA. RefSeq names its product ER membrane protein complex subunit 2-A. NCBI's taxonomy places the organism in Eukaryota, Metazoa, Arthropoda, Insecta, Lepidoptera, Noctuidae. The record is from RefSeq and is a predicted model, not a curated record. Gene Ontology annotation, molecular function: protein binding.
CUUUUUCCUUCAUUCAGUAUCACAACUACAUCUACAACUCAUUGCGAUAGAGUAAACUUUAACUUGAAUUUUUAACUAAUUGGAAAUCAAGUUCACAAUAUUAUAUAUUAUUUAUAGUUUCCACGUGAACUGGAGUCGAUCUCAAUCCAAGACAAAUUAACAAAGAGGUCGCAAUUAGCAAAAUGUCUUACAACUUUGAAGAGUUAACUUACAGCGAAGCCAAAGACUUGCUUCGUCAAUGGAGAGAGAACAAUGAGAGAAGGAGUGAAGAUGUGAUGGAGUUAUGGACUACAGUCUUAAGUGAUGACUUGAGCAAACUUGGCAAUGAGAAGCACCUGGUGUUGGAACAAGUUAUAUAUGCUGCCCUGGACUGUCACUCGUAUGGAGUGGCCACCAUGUGCAUCUAUGUACUGUCCAAUGAGUUCCCAGGCAGUAUGCGCGUAAUGAGGCACAAAGCAGCACUGCUGGAGGCUGAAGAAAAAUAUGAUGAAGCUUUGGAAGUGUUGGACAGUAUCAUAAAGGCUGAUGAGACCAACUCGGCGGCCAGAAAGCGGCGCAUUGCCAUACUGAAGGCACAGGGACUCACCUCUGAAGCCAUCAAGGAACUUGUUGACUACCUCAAGAAGUUCAUGUCAGACGUGGAGGCGUGGCAGGAGUUGUGCUCUCUGUACCUGCAGGUGCAGGAGUACUCGCGCGCCGCCUUCUGUGCCGAGGAACUCAUCCUGCACCAGCCACACAACCAUCUCAUGCACCAGCGACUAGCUGACAUCAGGUACACUAUGGGUGGCGUAGAAAAUAUGGAGUUAGCCAAAACUUAUUAUUGCCAGGCUUUGAAGCUCAACCCUGAGAACAUGAGGGCCUUGCUCGGCCUGUUCUUGGUAACAAACAACCUGCUGAACCACUACAAGUCGGCCGGCAACAGUUCCAAGCGCAAGGAGGUUUGGAAGCUGUGUCAGUGGGCGCAGUCGUCGGCCGCGCGGCGCCAGCGAGCGGCGCGCGCCCUGCCGGCCACUCCCGACCUCUCGCAGAUGAUGCUCGCACUCGCCAUCACUGACUAACCACAUUCUAUAGCACUAUUAUAGAUAAUAUAAUUAAUGAUAAUAUUAUAGAGGACCUGACUAUAUGGGGUGUAAACGGAACACCUCCAAAAUAUUUGUUUUUACAAUUUCAAUCGUUUGUUUUCGUUUUAUUCAUGCAACGUCAACGUUGGGCAGUUGAUUACAACUAUUAUUACAUGAAACAAACAUUUAAUUCCUUACCUACUUUUUUUUUUAAAUUAAAAGCGUUUUUUACCAUCACCGGUCUGCGUUUUCGGAAGUGUUCCAUUUACACCCUGUAUUAUUGUCGCUUGUCUAUAGUCAAUGUUUGUUUAUUAUUUUAUACACAUAUUAUAAGAUGCAGUAUCUUGUAAAAAUAAGAAUUGUAUAAUAUUUCAAACAUAUUUUAUAAUAUUUAAAACAAUGAAGUAAAUGGUUCAUCUAAAGUAUCGCUGGAACCCUAAAACCCAAUAAUUUAUAAAAAAUAAAUGUAAUUUAAAAAGCUUCAGGUGAUCCAUCAUCUUGUGUACCCUAUAUCUCAAAAAAGACUUGUAGACUGGUAUACAUUAUUAUGUUUGCAAGAUAAUAUAUUAUCACCUACUGUAAAAUUUGGUGAAUAGAAUUCAAAGAGUGAAUAUACAGGAAUACGAUGAAUAGAUGUCAAAAUAUUUUCCCAACAUUUGUUCAUACCUCUUCUGUAUCUAUUAACCCUUCGAAUUCCGUUUUACGUUAGAAGGGAGUUAGAUAACAAAUGUGUUUGUUUUCGUUAUUAUUUAUUACAUAAAUAUGACUACCAUUUAUGUCUAUUAUGAAGAGAUAUUUUAGUAAAUCAAAUGUUAUAUUAUUAAUAUCGAAAACAUGGUGUAAGUAUGGAAUGUUUUUGGUUGUGUCAAAGUUGGGUAGAAGUAAUUAUUAUUUAAUUUAAAUAAAUAUUAUGUUACCUUCAA